ACAGACGUCAAAGCAUUGAUAAUAUACUUUGUUUUUACUUAGAAAAAAAAAACGGAAACAUGGUAAAACCAAGGCCGAUAGCAUUGGAAGAGAUCAGUUUGACGGAAGCCAAUGUGCUGGUAGGCAGUGUGAAAUGUUCUUCCGCGUCACACCCUUGUUGCUCGCCGUUGCCCUGCUCGCCUGCUCGGCGCAGGAGCACGACCUACUAGCCGGCAUCACCUCCUCCACGGGACAGCUGAUCGGGGGCAUCGCAAAAUUACCCCUGGUGAGGCAAAUUACUCAGAUGUCUGGAGAUCUCUUGGCCGGUACUGCCAACUUGGUGACCACCGUGCCGUUAUCGCUGGUUCGAUCGCUCGGCAUCAGCUAUGGAUUUCCCACUCUGGUAAGCGAUACCAACUCAGUCGAGGUGACGAAUCGCAUCAUAAACGAAUUCACCGAAGGUCUCUCCAACGAAGAUAUCAAUUUGACCAUAACCGACCUAGUGUCGAAAUAUGGAUACCCGAUAGAGAAACAUAUGGUCGAGACCCAGGACGGAUACUUCCUGACAAUGCACAGAAUACCCAACGAUAACGCUUCCGCAGUAUUCCUUAUGCACGGGCUGCUCGGCAGUUCCGAUGACUGGGUGGUGUCUGGGCCAGUGAGCGCGCUCGCCUACCUUCUCGCCGAUGAGGGCUACGACGUGUGGAUGGGCAACGCGCGCGGGAACAAGCACUCGCGCUUCCACAACGCCUUUGACACGACCGAAGCGGACUUCUGGGACUUCUCCUGGCACGAGAUCGGCUUCUACGACCUCCCGGCCAUGAUCAACUACGUGCUUCUCGCCACGAGGUCGGCCAGACUGAAGUACAUCGGCCACUCGCAGGGGACUACUGCUUUUUUUGUGAUGGCAUCCGAAAGACCAGAUUACAACAAUAAGAUAUCUUUGAUGAUCGCCCUGUCACCGGUGGCGUUCAUGAACCACGUAAAGUCGCCGAUAGUGCGGCUGACAGCUCCGGGCGCGCCCUUCCUGCACAAUAUAAUGAAGGGACUAGGUCUGUACGAAGUGUUGCCGGACAAUGCAGCCACCAAACUGCUGCGGCAACUGCUUUGCCGCGCCGAACGGUUGGCGGAGAUACUAUGCACCAACUUUGUCUUCCUCACCCUCGGCUUCGAUUUUGAGCAGCUAAACGUGACCAAUCUGCCGGUGUUGUACGGGCAUAUGCCUUCGGGAGCGUCCGGCAAGCAGUUUGCUCAUUACGCCCAGGGUAUAGUUUCGGGUGAUUUUCGACAGUUCGACUAUGGAGACAUGGUGAAUACGGUGGUGUACGGAGAGAAGCGGCCGCCGAGCUACGUGCUGGAGAACGUGCGGACGCCCGUCGCCAUGUUCUACAGCGAGGCGGACUGGCUUGCGGACCCUCGGGACGUUGACCAACUUUACAACAAGCUGACGAACGUCAUCGAUCUGUAUAAAGUACCGUACGAACAUUUUUCGCAUUUAGAUUUUAUUGUAGCAAAGGACUUUAAAACGUUGAUUUAUUCCAGGAUACGUAAACUUUUGUGGACGUUUCAGAAAUACGAUUUUGAGUAAGUGAAGCACUGUCCAUUACUAUUGUAGGUGAUUAUAUUUAUUGUAGCGUUAUAAGUUCACGCUUGAAUGAUAAUACCGAAAUACUAAUAAUGUCCGACUUGUGUCCGAAAGAAACAUGUGAGAUAUAUGCAAUUAUUUAAUAAUGUCUUAAUUUAUUUCAAUAGAUAUGAAUGCAUUAUUUAUUUAAUCUACAAACUGAAGUUGUUGGUGAAUAAAACCGGAUAUUAAUAC
This is a messenger RNA of Papilio xuthus (Asian swallowtail), 1798 nucleotides long. Its product is annotated as lipase 3. Gene Ontology annotation, biological process: lipid metabolic process. Bases 134 to 1567 code for a protein of 477 amino acids. The record is from RefSeq and is a predicted model, not a curated record. The transcript has a single exon. Lineage: Eukaryota; Metazoa; Arthropoda; Insecta; Lepidoptera; Papilionidae.